Phalaenopsis equestris is the source of this 3309-nucleotide messenger RNA. RefSeq lists its product as uncharacterized. The transcript has 18 exons. The coding region runs from base 340 to 2865 and encodes 841 amino acids. The record is from RefSeq and is a predicted model, not a curated record. NCBI's taxonomy places the organism in Eukaryota, Viridiplantae, Streptophyta, Magnoliopsida, Asparagales, Orchidaceae.
AGGGUAACAUCCUGCGCCAGAAUUUCCGGUAAAAGACGCACGAAGCCACGUGCGUGGCCGCGACUCCCCAGCGCUCGCCUUUAAGAUUCGCUCACCGGCAAAUUGUUUAUAUUGUCCGAUCUCGACUCGCCUGCUCACCGAUUGGUUACCCCCUCCCCUUUCCGGCUCUGGCGAUCUGCCCACCUCGCUUAUUUCACCGAAUCAGAAAAAGGGGAUUGAGAGAUUCCUUCGGAGUGAUUUUCUUAAAAAAUUUGAUUUUCUUCCGCGUUUAUAGGGUCGGAGGAUUGCAUAUCAUUGUUCUUUACACUUCUGCUUGAAUACUCUGCAUGCAGUGCCUGGAUGGGAGUUGAAGAGUUUAGAAUGACAGGAGCAGCUUCGCCGGAUAACCCCGACGAGGGGCAGGAGUCGCCGACGUCAACGUCUGCUUCGCCGGAGAACGGGUUGGAAGGGGUUGGGACGCCCGGGGGUUCGUCGGAUGACAUGGGUGGUUCUGCUGCGGUGUUGGACGCAACGUCAUCAGCGACGACGUCACGUUGUUCGUCUCCGCUUGCGAGCGGGGGGCAAGUAGGGCAUUUUCCGAGCGGUAGCCUCCAGCAAUGGAAGCGACAGAUGCAGCGGGUAUGGCGAUGGGGGCCAGCCGGGGGCGCCGUGUCUGCCGGGAAUAGGGAGCAAAGUUUGAUGGCGACGCUGAAUCUGGAGAUUAUGGCGAAACAGAAGAGGCUUUGGUACCGAACGCAAUCGAAAAAUCGGGAUAUUAAGCAACAUUGGGAGCCAACCUCACUUUUUGAACAAUUCUUUAUUGUGGGGCUCCACUCACAUGCAAAUGUUGAAGUUCUUGAGCGUGCGUUCUCUAAAAGAAAGGCCUGGGAAUCUGAAGCAGCAAAGUCUGAUGUUUUAGAUCUUAGGAAGCUUCAGUACAAUGGACAAAUCCCUGCUCUUGAACCUCAGGUUCUUUUCAAGUAUCCUCCUGUGAAGAGAGUUGCAAUGAGGGAAAGUGAUAUACCGGACUUCUGUUUUCCUGAAGGUGUCAAGGCUCGUCUGGUGGAGAGAACACCUUCAAUGAGUGAUCUUAAUGAGCUAGUGUUUGGACAGGAGCAUCUGGCAAGAGAUGAUUUAUCUUUUAUUUUCUGCCUUAAGGUUUCGGAUAAUUCAACAUUGUAUGGUGUAUGCUUACAUGUUCAGGAGAUUGUUCAGAGGGCACCAGGUAUUUUAGGCGCUGUUUCACCAGUUGCCACUUCUUGCAAGCCAACCCGUUUUUUGGUAGCUGCACCACGUUGUUAUUGCUUGCUUACACGAGUUCCAUUUUUUGAACUGCAUUAUGAGAUGUUAAACAGCAUAAUUUCACAAGAGCGCUUGGACCGGAUUACUCAAUUUAUCAGCGACUUGAAUCCCAUUGAUCCUGUUCCUCGAGUAAUUGGAGAGCAUGUAAGUGUUGAUGAGAAUUGCGAUUACCUCGGGAGGGAAUCCUUCCACAGUUGGACGGAAUUUGCAAUUCCAAUUGACAGUGUAGCAGGCCUUACGUCAUCUUCAGCUGAGAGGGAGGCUGCGCCAAUUUUAUUCAGGCCACCAGACUGCCAUUCUCCAGAAAGUGCUUGUUUUAGCGAAAUUUCAGACACAAGUCAUGCAAGAGAAUUGGAUAAGGAGUCCAGAAGGUCGUGGCAAUGUUUGGAUGACUGCACCUCGGAAAAUUCUGGAUACCGUUCCGAUAGCUUUGAAACAGUUAGUGGAGUCUUUGAAAAUGGACAGACUUCACCUGAGCUGAAUUCAACAAUUUAUCAUGCUAGCGGCUUCCGAUUAGAACGUGUAGAAAGUUUGGAGUCUAUCUACAGUUCAUUUAAAGGUCUGGGAUCUGAAGAUGAAGAUGAUGAAUUUUGCUCUAAGCUUGACACGAAUGCUGGUGAUGAAAAAGUAAUUGAAUGGGCUAAGGCAAAUGGUAAUGAACCUCUGCAAAUUGUGUGUGGUUAUCAUGCCCUUCCAAUACCCACCCAUGGCAAGGAAAUAAUUUUUCACCCUUUGGAGCAUUUGCAACCAAUUAAUUAUUGUCGGCCAGAUCUAUCUUCUCUGGGAUUGGAUAGCAAAUAUGGCGGUGAAAAACUUGAUUAUCCUGAAUUUAAUGAGCUCAACUCAAGAUUAGCAGCUGCUGAAGAAGCUUUUGCCUUCUCAAUUUGGACGGUUGCUACGGUUUGCCGAGCUCUAUCUCUUGAAAGUGUUUUGGCGCUUAUCACUGGAGCAUUAUUGGAAAAGCAAGUUGUAGUCAAAUGCCCAAAUUUGGGAGUCUUAUCAGCUAUUGUUUUCUCAACUAUUCCUAUGAUUCGACCUUUCGAGUGGCAGAGCUUGUUUCUUCCGGUGCUGCCACGAAAAAUGCUUGAUUUCCUUGAUGCUCCAGUUCCCUUUAUUGUGGGUAUACAAUUUAAACCAUCAGACAAAAGACUGAAAGCAAACAAUCUUAUACGGGUUAACGUUUGCAAGAACAAGGUUAAUACGUGCUCUUUGCCUCAACUUCCACGCUAUAGGGAACUUGUCUCUGAACUGACUCCAGUUUAUGCUAGAUUAGCAUGUGAAGAUUCCAUAGCUAAAAGGCAUCCUGUAUAUAAAUGCAGUGAAGUUCAGGCAGAGGCUGCUGGAAGCUUCUUGUGCAUUUUGAGACGCUUCAUGGAAUCACUAUGUUUGAAUUUGCGAGCUAACACAAUUACUAAUAUACAGGCCAACAAUGACAAGGUUUCUCUUCUUCUUAAAGACAGCUUUAUUGAUUCAUUCCCCAUGACGGAUCGACCAUUCAUGAAGCAUUUUGUGGACACCCAGCUGUUUUCUGUUCUAUCGGAUUCUCGAAUGUCCAGCUUCGAGAAUGAAAAGCCAUUACAGUGAGCACUUGCGCUGCUCGUCCGUGGAUUAAACCAUGAUGGAGAAAAUGAGGCAGGAGGCCUCUUCGAUAGGAAAAAUUAUUAUAUACGGACACCGACACGUAUGCAUACGGUGUCCGUUCUCACCGUUCAUCAUAGCAACAGUGGGCCUUAUUUUAAUUUUUUUAAAUUAAAAAAAAAAUUUGAUGAACGAUUUUUGUAUACGGAUACCGUAUGCAAUAAUUUUUCUUUCGAUAGGCGCCUGGUUCUGCUGCAGUGCAUGUGUGCGCCGCGGUGGUGGAGCUCUCGCCUCUGAAAGAAAAUUCCUCAGGCAGAAUUGUUGCAUUGUGCGGCCAUAUGAUCAAAAUGAGAACCAUUCCAUUUUUUUAGAAGGGGAUGGCCAUGAUUAGAUUAGAAUUUGUAGGUCAUUUUUUUAAGAGUAUUUUCAUUUUGUAUAUGUAAUUAAUAU